Pteropus alecto (black flying fox) is the source of this 1134-nucleotide messenger RNA. RefSeq names its product actin-related protein T1-like. Gene Ontology annotation, biological process: regulation of DNA-templated transcription. Gene Ontology annotation, cellular component: nucleus. The record is from RefSeq and is a predicted model, not a curated record. The coding region runs from base 1 to 1134 and encodes 377 amino acids. Gene Ontology annotation, molecular function: chromatin binding. The transcript has a single exon. NCBI's taxonomy places the organism in Eukaryota, Metazoa, Chordata, Mammalia, Chiroptera, Pteropodidae.
AUGUUUAACCGAUACGUAUUAGAUAUUCCAGCUGUAAUAAUUGAUAAUGGAUCGGGACUCUGCAAAGCAGGUCUGUCUGGAGAGAUUGUACCCCGUCAUGUCAUCAGUUCUGUCGUGGGACAUCCUCGAUUUAACAUUUCUUUAUCAGAACCCUAUCAGAAAAAGUACUUUGUGGGGGAAAAAGCCCUGUACACAUAUGAGGCCUUGCAUUUGCACUACCCCAUUGAGCGUGGACUGGUAACAGGAUGGGAUGACAUGGAGAAACUAUGGAAGUAUCUUUUUGAAUGGGAGCUGGGAGUAAAAUCCUAUCAACGGCCUGUUCUCAUGACAGAGCCCUCUUUGAACCCAAGGGAGACUCGAGAAAAGAUGACAGAAGUAAUGUUUGAGACCUUCAAUGUACCCGCUUUCUACUUGUCCAACCAUGCAGUGGUAGCACUCUAUGCCUAUGCCUCUGUCACGGGCCUUGUGGUGGACAGUGGGGAAGGAGUCACUUGUACUGUCCCCAUCUUCGAGGGUUACUCUCUGCCUCAUGCUGUCACCAAGCUCUAUGUGGCAGGGAGGGACAUCACAGAUCACUUGACCCAGCUACUCCUUGCUGGUGGGAGUACCUUCCCUUGCAUACUCAACAAGACCUUAGUGGAUGACAUCAAAGAGAAGCUGUGCUAUGUGGCCUUGGAGCCAAAAAAGUCGCUAUAUAAGAGGCCAGAGGAGGUCCUGAGAGAAUACAGACUGCCAGAUGGGAAUGUCAUCUACAUUGGGGAUCAGCUGUAUCAGGUGCCUGAGAUUCUUUUCGCACCUGACAAACUGGGCAUCCAUAGCCCGGGACUCUCAACGAUGGUUGCCAGCAGCAUUAUGAAGUGUGACAUAGACAUCCAGAACAAUCUCUUUGCAGAAAUUGUACUGUCUGGGGGCACCACUCUCUUCCCUGGGCUUGAGGAAAGACUUAUGAAAGAACUGGAACAGCUAGCUUCCAGAGGAACUCCCAUCAAGAUCACAGCUUCUCCUGAUAGGUGUUUCUCUGCAUGGAUAGGUGCAUCCGUCGUGACCUCUCUGAGCAGUUUCAAACAGAUGUGGAUCACUUCUGCAGAUUUCAUGGAGUUUGGGACAUAUGUUGUUCAGAGAAGGUGCUUUUAA